AAUUUUUUUCUUCCCCAUUAUUUUAGUAUUGUUUCAGACAGCAGACCAAACGAGCCCAGGAAGAAGGGGGUAGAGAGAGAGAGAGAGGGGAAGGAGGAAGGACCAAUCUUGGAGAGCAAAACCCUAGUGGAUAUAUCUUUUUUGUUCUCGAAGUUGUCAUCUUUUCUUUGAUUCGUUGUAUGGUAAGAGCCCAGACGAGUUGCUGCAGAGGGGAGUGACAAAUUUUCGAUCUUUUUUGGAGCUGAGAUCCUUCUGCUCAUUGUAAUUUUUGAAAGGGUGGAAGAGUGGUUGCUGAUACUUGCUAGAUCUUGUCUGAGUUUUCUGAGCCCUUCCAGCAGAGGUUGAGGGGAAAAAUGUUGUCGAAAUCGUACACGAACUUGUUAGAUCUAGCCUCCGGGAACUUCCCGGCGAUGGGAACUUCUUCCCGCGAGAAGAGGCGGCUUCCGCGGGUAAUGACGGUCCCGGCGGACAUAGUUGAGCUGGACGACGAUCGAGCCAAUAGCGUCGCUUCGGACGUUCCCUCUUCCAUUGCUCAGGACCGGAUAAUCAUAGUGGCCAAUCAGCUCCCUGUUAAGGCCAAGCGCCGCCCGGAUAACAAAGGCUGGGCCUUCAGCUGGGAUGAGGACGCGCUAUACUUGCAGCUUAAGGAUGGAUUGCCUGAUGACAUGGAGGUUCUAUACGUCGGUUGCUUGCAGGUUGAUGUUGACCCUGCUGAACAGGAUGAUGUCUCUCAGCUACUGCUCGAUCGGUUCAAGUGCGUCCCUGCAUUCUUGCCACCCGAUAUUCUGUCUAAGUACUAUCACGGGUUUUGUAAGCAGCAUUUGUGGCCUCUGUUCCAUUAUAUGCUCCCUUUUGCAUCCAAUCAUGGUGGGAGGUUUGAUCGGGCCCUGUGGGAAUCUUAUGUGGCGGCAAACAAGAUAUUCUCAGAGAAGGUGAUUGAGAUCAUAAACCCAGAGGACGACUAUGUUUGGAUUCAUGAUUAUCAUCUGAUGGUGCUUCCCACAUUCCUUAGAAGACAUUUCAUAAAACUCCGAAUGGGCUUUUUUCUUCACAGCCCAUUUCCUUCGUCGGAGAUAUAUCGGACCCUUCCUGUUAGGGAAGAGAUCCUUAAAGCGCUCUUGAACUCCGAUCUUAUCGGGUUCCAUACUUUUGAUUACGCCCGGCAUUUUCUUUCAUGCUGUAGUCGAAUGUUGGGUUUGGAAUACCAGUCCAAGAGAGGAUAUAUCGGGUUGGAAUAUUAUGGGCGGACAAUUGGCAUAAAAAUAAUGCCUGUCGGAACCCAUAUGGGGCAGAUUCAAUCGGUAUUGAAGCUUGCAGAUAAAGAAUGGAUGGUUGAAGAGCUAAAGCAGCAAUUUGAAGGAAAAACAGUUUUGCUCGGAAUUGAUGAUAUGGACAUCUUUAAAGGUGUGAACUUGAAGUUUUUGGCUAUGGAGCAGAUGCUAACACAGCACCCUAAAUGGCAGGGGAAGGCGGUUUUGGUUCAGAUCACGAAUCCUGCUCGAGGAAAAGGUAAGGAAAUUGAGGAAAUUCAGGCAGAAAUACAUGAAAGCUGCAAGAGGAUAAAUGAGACUUUCGGUCACGCAGGUUAUAAACCCAUAGUUUUUAUAGAUAGGCCAGUAUCCGUCACUGAGAAAGCGGCCUAUUUUACGAUUGCCGAGUGUGUUGUUGUGACCGCUGUAAGAGAUGGGAUGAACCUCACACCCUACGAGUACAUUGUGUGCAGGCAGGGGGUCCCAGGUUCGCCCGAUUCAGGCUCUUCUGGACCCAAUGAGCCCAAAAAGAGCAUGCUCGUGGUGUCCGAGUUCAUUGGAUGCUCUCCCUCUCUCAGUGGUGCCAUUCGUGUUAACCCAUGGAAUAUCGAAACAACUGCUGAGGCAAUGCAUGAGGCCAUCUCGCUGGCUGAUCAGGAAAAACAGUUGAGGCACGAGAAGCACUACAAGUAUGUUAGUCAACACGAUGUAGCCUACUGGUCAAGGAGCUUCUUUCAGGACCUUGAGAGGGCCUGCAAGGAUCAUUUUCGAAGGCGUUGCUGGGGAAUAGGGUUAAGCUUUGGGUUCAGGGUCGUAGCUCUUGAUCCCAGCUUCAAAAAGCUCUCGAUCGAUACUGUUGUUCCUGCAUAUAUAAGGUCGAAAAAUCGGGCAAUUCUGUUGGACUACGACGGGACUAUCAUGCCACAGACAUCCAUGAACAAGAUGCCAAGUUCAGAGGUUAUCUCAAUCCUUAAUAGCCUCUGCGCUGACCCUCAGAAUACUGUGUUUAUUGUGAGCGGAAGAGGACGUGAAAGCUUGGGAGAGUGGUUUUCCCCUUGCAGUAAACUUGGGAUUGCAGCAGAACAUGGUUUCUUCUUAAGGUGGUCGGCCAAUGAGGAAUGGGAGACUUGCAGCCAGAACAACGACUUUGGGUGGAUGCAGAUAGCAGAACCUGUCAUGAAGUUAUAUACUGAAGCAACCGAUGGUUCCACGAUUGAGACAAAAGAGAGUGCCCUCGUGUGGCAUCACCGAGACGCAGACCCAGGCUUUGGGUCAACUCAAGCCAAGGAGAUGUUGGAUCAUCUAGAGAGUGUACUGGCGAAUGAACCCGUUGCUGUUAGGAGCGGACAAUUCAUUGUUGAAGUUAAACCACAGGGGGUCAGCAAAGGGGUAAUUGCAGAGAGGAUCUUUGCCACGAUGGCUCACAACGGAAGACCCGCUGAUUUCGUGCUCUGUAUUGGCGAUGAUAGAUCAGAUGAGGACAUGUUUGAGAUAGUGGGCAAUCUUAUUGGAGGGACUCUCGCCUCCAAUACCUCAAUCUUUGCAUGCACUGUAGGUCAGAAACCGAGUAAAGCAAAGUAUUUCUUGGACGAUACUGCUGGGGUGAUCUUACUGCUCGAGUCUCUUGCCGAAGCUUCAGAUCCUCUGUCAUCUACGGAGGUGGGCUCACCCUGAUGUUACAAUCCUCGAAGAGGACUGUUCUUUGAAGUCUGAACCAAGCGUUUGCCCUUUGACAAAUUUGUAUUUACUCAAUGGGGCGAGGAACCUCAACUCACAGAAAGCGGUGACUCGCGCAUAGAUCUGCAAGAGGUGCAGCUGAAGUUCUGAUCGGAACUUCUAAGUGUUCAGACCACGAAAAGGUCUGCUUGUUAAGGUUGACGAUAAGAGGGAAGGUGUUUGUCUCGAGGAAAAAGCAGCUGUUAAUCAUAAUGCAAUCGAAGUGUUUCGUGGAGAAUAGGUAAACUUCUUUGGUAUUUUUUUUGGCUGAAAUGAGUAGGUGAACUUCUGUGGUUAAUUCCUCAUAAAUGAUUUGGUGAUUAGAAGACAGUUUUUAACUGUAUAUGUUUUCAUUUGUUCCUAUUUGAUUAGUCAUUUUGUACAGAACAGUUCCCAAAUGUUUGCAAUUGUUAAGGAUCCUCAGUUUUUUCUUAUAUAUUUACAUAUGAUAUCAUAUGUCA
Molecule: messenger RNA, 3427 nt
Organism: Punica granatum (pomegranate)
Lineage: Eukaryota; Viridiplantae; Streptophyta; Magnoliopsida; Myrtales; Lythraceae
Source: RefSeq, a predicted model, not a curated record